AAAAAAAAAAACAAACCAAAAAUCAACGCGGGUUACGCGCAUGCACACGGAGCUGCUCCGCGACGCCGCUGACGUCAUCACAGCGCGCCGCGCCAUGAGCGCGACCGAGGGCGGCCCCGGCGGCCCCGGGGGUCCCGGGGGUUCCGACCCCGGCGGGAGCCGCAAAACUCGGGGGCGGCCGCGCCUCACCGAAACGGACCGGGCUCGGCGGCGCCUGGAGUCGCGCAAGAAGUACGACGUGCGGCGGGUGUACCUCGGCGAGGCGCACGGGCCCUGGGUGGAGCUGCGGCGCCGCAGCGGAUGGAGCGACGCGAAGCUGGCGGCUUACCUGCUGGGGCUGGAGCGGGGACAGCGCGCGGGGCGGCGCGGCAAACCCUGGGAGCAGCUCCCGAAAAAGCCCAAACGCAAGAAAAGGCGCCGGCGGAACGUGAACUGCCUGCGGCACGCGGUGAUCUGGUACGAGGACCACCGGCAGCGCUGCCCGUACGAGCCGCGCCUGGCGGAGCUGGACCCCUCGGUGGGGCUCUACACCACGGCCGUGUGGCAAUGUGAGCGUGGCCACCGCUACUUCCAGGACCUGCACUCGCCCCUGCGGCCCCUCAGCGACUCCGACGGCGAUGACGCCCCCGGCUCCUCUUCCUCCUCCUCAUCUUCCUCCUCCUCCUCUUCGGGGGGCUGCAGCUCUGGCUCAGAGGCAGCACCAGGGGGGGGUCCUGCAGUGCCAGCCCCACCUCCCGGGGGUCCAGCCCCCCCUGAGGCCUUGGAGGCCGUGGUUUGUGUCCCCCUGCCACUGCCCCUCCCUGCCCGGGGGGGGCUGGAUGAGGGUGGUCCCCCCACCCUCCUGCAGGGACCCCCACUCCUCAUCCUGGCUGGGCCCGGCUACGAGGCCCUGGGGGGGCUCCAGCUCGAUGUGGGGGGGCACGAGGUGCUGCUGGAAGGGGGGGGAUCCUUCCCUGCCCCACCUGUGGAGCCUCACCUGCCUAAGACAGCCCCACUGAUGGCAGAGGAGGAUGAGGAGGACCCACCCCCCCCUCCAGAGCCCCCCCGGGAGCCCCCCCGGGACCCUUCCCCAGCUGAGGACACCGAGGUGUCGACGAUAAUCUACGAGAUCCCCAAAGAGCCAGAAAGGCGCCGGCGGAGCAGGAGGGGCCGUGACCCCUCCCCAGACCCAGAGGACCCCCCCGACCCCCUCACCUGCCCCUACGCCGGCUGUGGGCAGGAGUUCAGCGCUCUCAGCAGCUUCCAGAACCACGUGAACCUGGUGCACCGCAAGGGCCGGACCCAGGUGUGCCCCCAGCCCGGCUGUGGGAAGAGGUUUUACCUGGCAAAUCACCUGCGCCGGCACAUGGGCGUCCACUCAGGUGUGCGGGAAUUCACCUGUGACACCUGCGGGAAGUCUUUCAAGCGCAAGAACCACCUGGAAGUGCACAGGAGGACGCACACUGGGGAGACCCCCCUGCAGUGCGAGGUGUGUGGAUACCGCUGCCGCCAGCGUGCGUCCCUGACGUGGCACAUGAGGAGACACGGGGGGCUCAAGAGUCACCCUGAGCCUCGUGGCACGUAGGGGAUCCCCCUUACCUUGAUUCACCUGGACUCACCUGGGCCCCCACCUGCUCGCCAGCACCCCCCGAUGUACCUGAAGCUGCACCUGGAGGUGAAGAAGAAUCACCUGGAGGCGGGGGGGGGGGGGGGCGUCCUGAGCACCUGAGGGACCCCCUCAGCUCAGGGCUGUCCUUGUAUGUCCCCCCCACCUCACAGGUGACCCUGUGGCUCCCCCCACCCCGACCAGGUGGCCCUGUUGCCCUCCCCCCCUCACCUUUAUUUAUUUCCUUACUCUCGCUUGUCACUCUCCCUCCCUGGGGACACCUGGGUGUUGGAGGAGGUCUGGGGACAUUUUGGGGACUUCCCACCCCCUCCGG
This is a messenger RNA of Cinclus cinclus, 1919 nucleotides long. RefSeq names its product zinc finger protein 653 (gene ZNF653). Gene Ontology annotation, molecular function: transcription coregulator activity. NCBI's taxonomy places the organism in Eukaryota, Metazoa, Chordata, Aves, Passeriformes, Cinclidae. The coding region runs from base 41 to 1564 and encodes 507 amino acids. The record is from RefSeq and is a predicted model, not a curated record. Gene Ontology annotation, cellular component: nucleus. Gene Ontology annotation, biological process: regulation of transcription by RNA polymerase II. The transcript has 10 exons.